AUGGCCCACGAGCCGCGUGGUGAUCAUGGUGACCGCGGCGGCCAUGAUGGGGCGUACAUGAAGAUGCGGGGCCGAAGGCCGGUCACCGACUACAGUGCCACCGUCGCUCAUUGGCAGCGGAAUCGAACUGCCAACUACAAGGGUGGCUACACGGGCGAGGCCGAGCGGCCGAGCGUGAGCUACAUUGUGGAUAUGAUCCCACCCGCCGGGCGGCCCACGUCAGCGGCAGACAGCAUUCCCUCCAAGCACCUGCAUUCAUCCUUGAACAAGAUCAAGCAUCCAGUCAACGUGGUCCGAUGGACUCCCGAAGGACGACGGCUUUUGACAGCUUCGACGAGCGGCGAGUUCACUCUCUGGAACGGCACGGGCUUCAACUUCGAGACCAUUAUGCAGGCUCACGACUCGGCCAUCCGAGCUCUGGAAUACUCUCAUAGCGACGACUGGCUGAUAUCGGCCGACCACGACGGCCUCAUCAAAUAUUGGCAGCCCAACUUCAACAACGUUCAGAGCAUCCACGCGCAUUCAGAUCCUAUCCGGGACCUUGCCUUCAGCCCAAACGAUUCCAAGUUUGUGAGUGCCUCUGACGAUUCUACCCUCAAGGUCUUCGAUUUUGCUUUGGGUCAGAUGGAGUCCAAGCUGGAGGGCCACGGAUGGGACGCCAAGUCUGUCGACUGGCAUCCCACCAAGGGUCUUCUCGUGUCUGGUUCAAAAGACCAUCUCGUAAAGCUUUGGGAUCCUCGCACCAGCCGCUGCCUCACGACUCUCCAUGGGCACAAGAGUACCAUUACCAAGGUGACGUUUGAAAAAGUUCGCGGCAUGUGCCUCGCGACGUCGGCUCGCGACCAGACGGCCCGCGUCUUUGACCUGAGAAUGAUGCGAGACAUUUGUCUGCUCAAAGGCCACGAAAAGGAUAUUUCCACGCUCUCAUUCCAUCCCAUCCAUCCCAACCUGCUUACUACCGGCGGCAUGGACGGUUCGCUCUUCCACUAUCUACUCGACACGCCCAAUCCCCCCCCUGGCCAGGCCUUGACGGUUGCGCCGUACGACAGUCUGGAUCCCACCACCGCCGCGGCCCAGUCGGUCUGGCCCUCGCACAGGUUAGCCUUCGCGCACGACUAUGCCAUUUGGUCUCUCGACUGGCACCCCCUGGGCCACAUUCUCGCAACCGGGUCCAACGACCGAAUCACUCGCUUUUGGACCCGCGCACGCCCUGGCGAGAUCAACGUGUUCAAGGACCGGUACCACAUUGGCGAGGCGGCCGCCGAGGCACAGGGAACAUGGGAUCGUCGUGGCAACCGUCGUCAGCGGCAGGAGGAAGAGCAGCAGGAAAUGGAGGACGAGUUGGACGCGCUGGUUGACCAGGACGCGCUCAAGCAGCAGGCGGCGGGCUUGCCCGGCAUCCCUGGCCUUCCCUUGGGCGUCGGCUCCAACCCUUCUGCUCCUCCCCCGCCGCCCCUGUUUCCUCUUCCCGGGCUCAACGGCGCUCCCCAUCCCCCACUGCCGGGCCUGGAUCCCAACAAGCCUCCGGACCCGGCACAGCUGAUUGAGAUUAUGAAAAGGGCCGGCGUUCCUCUCCCGCCUCCGGGCGCGUUGCCUCACGGCCUCAUCCUGCCCCCCGGAAACGUCCCUUCGCCAGGCAGCUUUCCCAUGCCGGUCCAGCCGCCUCUGUUGCAUCAGCCAGAUGGCGACAAGAGCGACAGCGGCAGACGGCGAGCUCCUCUGCCUAGCCAAGAGGAGAGCUUGCGGCAGGAGCAGCGACAGGGCAAAUACACUCGGGCCAGAUAG
Hirsutella rhossiliensis is the source of this 1785-nucleotide messenger RNA. RefSeq names its product polyadenylation factor subunit 2. The record is from RefSeq and is a predicted model, not a curated record. Gene Ontology annotation, molecular function: protein binding. Gene Ontology annotation, cellular component: mRNA cleavage and polyadenylation specificity factor complex. Bases 1 to 1785 code for a protein of 594 amino acids. The transcript is spliced from 4 exons. Lineage: Eukaryota; Fungi; Ascomycota; Sordariomycetes; Hypocreales; Ophiocordycipitaceae.